Trichomycterus rosablanca is the source of this 2616-nucleotide messenger RNA. RefSeq names its product transmembrane protein 184C-like. The record is from RefSeq and is a predicted model, not a curated record. The coding region runs from base 1 to 1326 and encodes 441 amino acids. The transcript has 10 exons. Gene Ontology annotation, biological process: transport. Gene Ontology annotation, molecular function: transporter activity. Lineage: Eukaryota; Metazoa; Chordata; Actinopteri; Siluriformes; Trichomycteridae. Gene Ontology annotation, cellular component: membrane.
AUGCCGCGGCGGUGCGGGAACUGGCGUCGCUGGCUCCGGCCCCUCGUCGUGUGUGUGUACGCGCUGCUGGUGGCCGUGGCUUUACCGCUGGGUGUGUGGCAGCUCCAGAAAGCCGAGGCUGGUACACACACUAAGGCGUGGUUCAUCGCGGGUGUGUUUGUAUUUCUCACAAUUCCCAUCUCACUGUGGGGCAUUCUUCAACACUUGGUGCACUACACUCAACCAGAGCUACAAAAACCUAUCAUCAGAAUAUUAUGGAUGGUGCCAAUUUACAGUUUAGACAGUUGGAUUGCACUAAAAUAUCCCAGUAUAGCCAUAUAUGUGGACACUUGUCGAGAGUGCUAUGAAGCAUAUGUCAUUUAUAACUUCCUAAUGUUCCUGCUGAACUUCCUGGAGACACAGUACCCAAAUCUAGCGCUUAUUUUAGAGGCUCAGGAACAGCGCUCCCUCCUUCCCCCUUUCUGCUGCUGUCCACCAUGGGCCAUGGGAGAGGUUCUUCUAUUCAGAUGUAAACUGGGAGUUCUACAGUACACGGCUGUCAGACCUGUUACCACAGUUAUAGCACUUGUGUGUCAGUUGUGUGGAGUCUAUGAUGAGGGAAACUUCAGCUUCAGGAAUGCCUGGACUUACCUCGUCAUUGUAAACAAUGCCUCCCAGCUGUUUGCCAUGUACUGUCUGCUUCUAUUUUACCGCACGCUGAGAGAAGAGCUGGGUCCGCUAAAACCUGUGGGAAAAUUUCUCUGUGUAAAAAUGGUGGUGUUCGCCUCAUUCUGGCAGGCUGUGCUUAUUGCCCUUCUGGUGAAGGUUGAAGUGAUCUCUCAGAAACACACGUGGGAAUGGCAGAGUGUGGAGGCUGUAGCUACAGGGCUUCAGGACUUUAUUAUCUGCAUAGAGAUGUUCAUAGCUGCAAUCGCGCAUCACUUCAGUUUCACUUACCGGCCUUAUGUGUGUGAGGAUGAAGAAGGCUCCUGCUUCGACUCCUUUCUCGCCAUGCUGGAUUUUUCUGAUAUACAAGCUGACAUCUCUGAGCAAGUCCGUAACGCUGGACGCACAGUGCUGGGACAUCCCCGAAAGCUGUUCUUUGGCUCUGAAGUGGAUAUUGUGCAAGGUGAGCACACUGGCCUCCUGUCUGGGACUUCUCAUGAGCGACUGGGUGUCGACCCACUUUCUGUCCCAGCCUCCCCCAAGGGACAGUACCAGGGACUGGGCCAAACAGACACGCCCCGCUCCCGCUCUGCCCCUGCUGGCUUUACUCCUUCCUCCUGGAAGAGCGAUUGUUGUGAAGUGUCCGGACCUCACAGUGAAAACCCAGGAAUGAAGUCAUAGUGUAUAAAUCUCAGACACUAAUACACCCACACAUACUGAACCGAUGCUAAGUAUGCAACACACCUACUUACAAAUCUUACUCUUGAUCAUGUUUGGAGUAAUAUAAGGUGCUCACAUGAUGAAAUAGAAAUAUACAGCACAGGGUCAAAAAUAUCUCAAUAGCAGACUGUGUCCUCCAGCAGGAUACUGACCUGAAAUAUAAUUUAAAACCCCAAGAAUGGACAUUGACCUAUUUAUGUCCCAAUCUGAAAAUCUGGAAGGACCUGAAAUUCACAGUUGUGAAAGUUGCCCAUCAAACCAUAGAGGCUUUUGUUUGCAGUCAUUACCUUUGGAGGGUGCUACAAAAUAUUAAGGGAACUGAUUUACUUAUUAUUUUUUAUUUAUUUCCAUUAAUGUUUUAAAGAAUGUAAAGUACAAGUAAUCAAAUACUCUGGUCAGUUUUAACUUAUGUCACAACUCUGUGUUGUUUUGACAAUAGUAGAGGGGUACCAAUAAUUUUGGCUAGAUGUUUUGUUGUGUUGUGAUGUUCUUUAAGACAAUCUGUUGGAUGGUUGAUGCCCAGGAAGAAUGUUGUAUAUUUAAACAACCUGACCUCUUAUAUAAGAGGAGUAUUGGUCUCCAAAAAAUGUUAUAAGAUUUAUUUGUGUAAAAAACUUCAGUCAGUUCAUGGAAGAGUUAUAUUUAAAUUUGUGGUACUUGUGAAACUAAAUUAAUAAUUGCAAGCAACCAUUUCUUUUCCAACAUUCAAAUUUAUUUUGUGAUAGUAACAGGUCAGUACCUUAAAAAAGUAUUUAAGUACCUAAAGUGCAAGUGUUAACUUUUGCCAUAUGAAUUUAAAACCCAUGCCAAAUAUGACCUGACUGACUGGCAUUUUUAAAGUCCGUAAAGUUACAUACUGCAGCUUUUUAAACGGUUAAAGGUCAGAUGUUGCAAGAUUAUUGUUAAAAUUAUGUUGUGAUUUCUAUGUUAGCAGGUUUUGUCUUCAGGUAUCAUCUGGGUUUUAUAUAUUAUACCGUAGUUUGCUUUGUCGAAGUUUAUGUAUUUAAAUAGCAUAUUUUAAUGCAGGCUCUGCUGACACUUUAAUAACAGAAUUGCAGUUUUAUUCAAAAGCAAAGCUUUGAUAUAAAUGAAUCAUAAAAUGUCAUCAUUGUAAUGGGUGUGUGACUGAAUUUAACUGACUGAAUGGAGAAAGCCCAUAAAGCAUCUAUUGUCUCCCACAUACAGCUUACACUUCCUUCAAAAACCCUGUAUUUUCAUCCUUUUUCAUCUUUUCCAUCUUUUAUUGAUUAG